Messenger RNA from Thecamonas trahens ATCC 50062, 2009 nucleotides. Its product is annotated as CAMK/CAMKL protein kinase. Gene Ontology annotation, cellular component: cytoplasm. Gene Ontology annotation, biological process: protein phosphorylation; intracellular signal transduction. NCBI's taxonomy places the organism in Eukaryota, Apusomonadida, Apusomonadidae. The coding region runs from base 57 to 1937 and encodes 626 amino acids. Gene Ontology annotation, molecular function: ATP binding; protein serine/threonine kinase activity. The record is from RefSeq and is a predicted model, not a curated record. The transcript has a single exon.
UCAACUCGGUAGAGUGAGGCAGUAAGAGUAGCCACAUACGUACAUAGAGAGGGAGUAUGGCAAGUGCUGCAGUGGGUGCAGGGGAGAAGCAUGAGUAUGAGGUGGGCGAUGAGAAGGUCGGCGGCGGACGUGGCGGGCAUGGAGGCGGUGAUGGUGGCGGGCAUGGAGGUGGUGGUCGGAGUAGUGGACGGAGGAGAAAGAGAAAGAGACUGGGUGAGUAUGUCCUGGUGCGUGAGGUUGGUGCUGGCGCUACGGGAACGGUUUGGCUCGCGGAACGGCGUGUGGAAGCGGGUCUCGGACCGCCUCUCUCGGGUGUCGUCAUCCGUGGUGAUGGGCGCCUGGUGGCUCAGGUGGCCAUCAAGUCGAUUGCAAAGGCAGAGCUGAAGCCAAAGGAUCUGAGGAGGAUUGCAAGGGAGAUUCUCAUCAUGCAACAGUUGAAGCAUCCCAACAUUGUUCAGCUCCAUGAGGUGCUCGAGACAAAGACCAAGCUCCAUCUGGUCAUCGAGUACUGUGCCGGCGGCGAGGUUUUUGAGCAUGUGGAGAAGCACGGGCCCAUGACCGAGGCCUACGCCAAGGUUGUUGUCCGCCAGGUCGCCGAGGCCCUCAAGUACUGCCAUCGUAACGGCGUGGCUCAUCGCGACGUCAAGCUGCAAAACAUUCUCAUGGACGCCUCGCAUCAGAUCGUCAAGCUCUCCGACUUUGGCAUGUCGUCGAUGGACGUGACGACCAAGAGCCUUCUUGCGACGGCGUGCGGGACGCCUUACUAUGUGGCGCCCGAGGUGACGUCGGGCCAGGGCUACCGUGGCUUCCCGGCGGACGUGUGGUCGCUCGGCGUCUGCCUCUAUGCGCUCAUUGCUGGCCAAUUUCCGUUUGACGGCACUUCAGUGCGCUCCGUACUGCAACGGGCGCGCGACGGUGUCUUUACCAUGCCCGGCAACGCGAGCGCCGAGCUUGUGGAGCUCCUCCGCAACACGCUCAACGUUGACGAGGACGCGCGGUGGACCAUCGACGACGUGCUGGCCUCGGCAUGGCUGGCCUCGCUCUCGGGUGGGCCGUCAGGAGGCCGGUCGGCACGGUCACUGUCGUCGGCAUCGGCGUCGUCCCCUCCGCUGUUGUCGGCGACGCUGCCGCUGCCCGGCACCGCAGACGCCGCCGGCGGGCCUUCGGGCGAGCGCUCGGAUGGCACUACCGACGACGACGAGCUCGACGACUGGGUGUGGAUCGACUCGACCUCGUCGGGCGCCAUCAACACGGUGGACAUUGCCAAGACGCGCGCCGCCGGGGUGCGGGUCGUCAUUCCGCCACGCCACCCGCCGGCGGUGCCGUCGGCGCCGGCCCGCGCGCCGGUGGUGCCGUCGGUUCCGGUCCCGGCCAUGCGAGCAUCGCGGCCGUGGAUGGAGGCGGGCGCACCGUCGAUGUCGUCGGUCCUCUCGGCGUCGUCCGACUCGUCGGUCGCGUGGACGCCGUCGGCGGCGGACAUGGCCCAUGGCACGUUUGUGGGCACGCCGACGCUUUUUGCCGAGCACCAGGGCCCGACGACAAUGUUUGCGACGCCGCCGUCGACCGCUCUCGCGCUUCCGCAAACCUACGAGCCCGAGGCCAACAUUGUGCUGCCCGACGAGCGGCUGUCAGACCGCGAGAUGUAUGCGUCGAUCUCAUCGGCAUGGACCCACACGUCGUCGACCGACUCGCUCGUCUCGUCAGAUGACGGCCACCUCGACCCUUCCAUCCUCCCGGACCGUCCCGGUGGGCUCUGGGCCCGGCGCGGCUCAGGCUCGGGCUCGGACUCGGGCCUCGGCGUGCGCGGACCCGACUCGUCGUCGGUCUCAAUCUCGCUCUCGCUCUCGGACGACCUCAUCCUCGGGCCUGUUCCGCCGGCCGCCGACUCACCGGCCGCCAAUCUUGCCGAGCUGCCGACGGCGCCGCCCAAGGUUUAGUCCCCUCUCGCAGCAUAGGGCAUCGGUCAUGAUGAAUGUUUAACGGCGUCGGGCUAAGCAAGGAGAUAGGGC